AUGCCGGGAAAUUCACACCGCCGGGUAUCCGUCGUGGCAAUCAUCAUCUUCACGGUGAUGAUCACGUUGCUGACGUGUCCAAUAGUCAUCAACGCUUCAUCAUCAUCAGAUUCUUCUUCAGCCAGCAGGAAGCUCGACGAGGUAGAUCCCAUAAAGUGCUCUCCAAGCUGCAUCCAAAACCCUCCUCCUCCGUCUCCUCCACCACCGUCUCCGCCGCCUCCAGCAUGUCCUCCGCCGCCGGCUCUCCCUCCACCGCCGAAGAAAGUCUCACCAAACUGCCCACCGCCUCCACCGCCGGCUAAUUUCUUGUACAUAACGGGUCCGCCGGGAAAUCUCUACCCCGUUGAUGAGCAGUUCGGAGCGGCCGCCGGAAAAAGCUUUAUGGUGGUGAAGCUCUCAGGUCUAGUCGGAUUCGGAAUUCUGGGUCUCUUGAUUCUAUGA
Thlaspi arvense is the source of this 441-nucleotide messenger RNA. The record is from the annotation of a GenBank genome assembly. NCBI's taxonomy places the organism in Eukaryota, Viridiplantae, Streptophyta, Magnoliopsida, Brassicales, Brassicaceae.